Messenger RNA from Rana temporaria (common frog), 1356 nucleotides. Its product is annotated as olfactory receptor 1G1-like. Gene Ontology annotation, cellular component: membrane. Bases 1 to 1356 code for a protein of 451 amino acids. The transcript has 4 exons. NCBI's taxonomy places the organism in Eukaryota, Metazoa, Chordata, Amphibia, Anura, Ranidae. The record is from RefSeq and is a predicted model, not a curated record. Gene Ontology annotation, biological process: G protein-coupled receptor signaling pathway. Gene Ontology annotation, molecular function: olfactory receptor activity; G protein-coupled receptor activity.
AUGAAGGAAACCGGAGGACCUGCCCUGGAGGAGACCAGCAAAGUGCUAGCGUCUCGGGUGAGGCCUGGUGAUCUAAUUAAGGAGGGAUCCCCUACAUUGAAUGCCCUGCAGUCUGCUGGUUCCGGCUUAAAGGCUCUUCUACUGCUCGGCUGGAGGUUCAGGACUUUAAAAUCCUGUGUCAGAGGAUUCCUGGACGCAUCCAAGCUCAUUCAAAGGUCCGUGGCAGAGACUAAGUUCAUUCUAAAAGAAGACAUGAAUUUCAGCAAUAAUCCAGAAUUUAUCAUCCUUGGGUUAUCUGAGCUUCCUGAGCAACAAAAUGUAGUGUUUGUGGUAUUUCUGAUUCUGUAUCUCCUCGGCGUUCUCGGGAAUCUAACCAUCAUUCUCUUGAUAAAGACCGACUUUCACCUCCAGACUCCCAUGUACUUCUUCUUGGGCAACUUGUCCUUCGUUGAUAUGUGCUACACCUCAGCCAUCGUCCCAAAGAUGCUGGAUAACAUUCUAUCAAAGAAUAAGACUGUUACAUUGCUGGAAUGUAUCUCACAAUUGUUCUUCUUCUUGUGUUUUGCCUGCACUGAGUGCUUCUUACUGGCGGUAAUGGCGUACGACCGAUUUGUGGCCGUUUGCACCCCACUGCAUUACACCACCAUCAUCAACCGAAAUGUGUGCGUUUUUCUGGUCACUGGUUCCUGGUUGGCUUCAGCCUUGCAUUCACUUCUACACAGCUUGAUGGCGUCCACCUUGCGUUUUUGUGGUGUUAAGAAGGUCCAUCACUUCUUCUGCGACAUGGGCCCCUUGUUGCAGUUGGCCUGCUCCGACGCUUCUCUCAACAAGCUUUUAAUCUAUACGGAAGGCGGCCUACCGGUUUUGAUCCCGCUCAUCAUAGUGUUGUACUCCUAUUGCUUUAUCAUCUCCUCCAUUCUUAAAAUCCGCUCGGCCGACGGCCGGUACAAGGCCUUCUCCACCUGUUCGUCCCACCUCAUAGUGGUGAUCUUGUUUUACGGGACCAUCGCCUUAAUGUACCUGCGUCCGUCUUCCCUCGAUUCCGUAAAUUAUGACAAAGCUCUGAGUGUGGUCUACACGGUGGUGGCCCCGAUGCUCAACCCCUACAUCUACUCCCUGAGAAAUAAGGAGGUGAAAGGGGCCAUGAAAAGGUUGUUCACCCUAAAUCUGCACUUGCCCAAUCGGGGGAAAAUUCAUGAAUUUUAUGAACUGGAAAAUGAGAAAAUUCAUGAAUUUUACGAACUGGAAAAUUGGAAAAUUCAUGAAUUUUACGAACUGGAAAAUUGGAAAAUUCAUGAAUUUUACGAACUGGAAAAUGAGAAAAUUCAUGAAUUUUAUGAAUUGGAAAAUUCAUGA